Molecule: messenger RNA, 1320 nt
Organism: Camellia sinensis
Lineage: Eukaryota; Viridiplantae; Streptophyta; Magnoliopsida; Ericales; Theaceae
Source: RefSeq, a predicted model, not a curated record
AAUACCUUCUUUAUCCCUCUUCUCUCUUCUUGAAUACAACUUACCUACAAACACAAGUAUAAAGUAUUUUGUAUCUAUCAAUCCAACAAAAAUAAUAAAGGAGUGUGUUGGAGGGUCUAUUCUCUAUCUAUAAAUAGGUAUACUCAUCUCUAGGGCAACCCAUUUCCAUUUUCUACAACUCUCCUUUGCAAAAAAAAAAAAAAAUUUAUUUAAAAAAGAAGAGAAGAUAGUCUUGUGACCAUCCCUUUUCCUUAGGUUUCCCUAUCAAUUUAUUGAGCAAAAAAUCAAAGCAUAUGCAACCGCUUUGGAAGAUGAUGGUUUUCCCUAAUCAAGAAUCUGAAGAAGGGUCUUCCCAAAGAAAAAUGGGAAGAGGAAAGAUUGAGAUUAAGAGGAUCGAAAACACGACUAAUCGCCAAGUCACUUUUUGUAAGCGCCGCAAUGGAUUACUCAAGAAGGCCUAUGAAUUAUCGGUGUUAUGUGACGCCGAAGUCGCCCUUAUCGUCUUCUCAAGCCGCGGCCGGCUUUACGAGUACGCCAACAACAGUGUUAGGGCAACAAUUGAAAGGUACAAGAAAGCAUGUAGUGAUGUCCCAAAUACUGGAUCUGUUUCUGAAGCUAAUACUCAAUUUUACCAGCAAGAAUCGACCAAGCUGCGUCGACAAAUCAAGGACAUACAGAAUUCAAACAGGCACAUUUUGGGAGAAGCUCUCAGCUCUUUAACUUUUAAGGAACUCAAGAAUCUGGAGAGCAGAUUGGAGAAGGCCAUUAGUCGGGUUCGAUCAAAAAAGAAUGAAUUGUUGUUUGCGGAGAUCGAGCACAUGCAAAAAAGGGAGAUUGAGCUGCAAAAUGCUAACAUGUAUCUGCGGGCAAAGAUAGCUGAGAAUGAGAGAGCACAACAGCAAGAGCAAGAGCAAGAGCAAAUGAAUUUGAUGCCAGCAGGAGGUGGAGGCGGUGGUGGUAUGGGGGCUUAUGAUGCUCGAAACUUCUUUCCUGUAAAUCUCCUCGAACCUUCUCCUCCCCCUCCGAAUCAUCACUACUCUUGCCACGACCAAACACAACUCCAACUAGUUUGAUGAUAUUGAGAGAGAGGCCUUUUGAUCAAGUGUUCUGUAUCUGCCCUUGAAUGUUUAAUCUAGAAUCAGAACUAUAUUUAUUUUUGUUAAAAUACAUAUAUAUAUAUAUAUAUAUAUAAGGGGCAAUUAAAUAUUCCAACUCCAAAGCCAAGUAAAAUGCAGGUACUUGGUGUUAGUUUGUAAAAGUGAUUCUCUAAUUGCACUAUUUUAUAGAAUUGUGGAUAGAGAUAAUAAUGGUCCCGUUUGG